This is a messenger RNA of Thamnophis elegans (Western terrestrial garter snake), 1602 nucleotides long. RefSeq names its product protein FAM49A-like. Gene Ontology annotation, molecular function: small GTPase binding. The coding region runs from base 88 to 1059 and encodes 323 amino acids. The transcript has 11 exons. Gene Ontology annotation, biological process: regulation of actin filament polymerization. The record is from RefSeq and is a predicted model, not a curated record. Lineage: Eukaryota; Metazoa; Chordata; Lepidosauria; Squamata; Natricidae.
CUGAUGAAGUGUGUCACGAUCUCCACAGGACUCCAGGACUCCUUGCUGUAGACAUUGCCCAAGCACCAUAAGCAGAGGUCUGCUGCCAUGGGCAACCUGAUCAAAGUCCUGGGCAAAGAUUUAGAAAACUGUCCUCAUUUCUUCCUGGAUUUUGAAAAUGCUCAGCCCACAGAAGCCGAGACGGCCAUCUGGAACCAGGUGAACGCUGUCCUGGAGGAGGCCCAGACCAUCCUGGCAGAACUGCAAUCCUACACAGGCGCUGGCCAAGAGAUCCGGGAGGCCAUCCAGAACCCCAGCCAGCUGCAACUUCAAGAAAAGGCCUGGAAUGCUGUGUGUCCCCUUGUGGCGAAGCUGAAACGGUUUUACGAGUUUUCUCUCAGGCUCGAGAACGCCUUACGGAGCUUGCUGGAGGCCCUGACCAGCCCCCCACAUCCCCCCACCCAGCACUUGGAGAGAGAGCAGGCCUUGGCCAAGCAGUUUGCAGAAAUCCUACACUUCACCCUCAGCUUCGAUGAGCUCAAGAUGACCAAUCCUGCCAUUCAGAACGAUUUUAGCUACUACAGAAGAACCAUCAGUCGAAAUCGAAUCAACAAUUUGCAAUUGGAUGUGGAGAGUGAGGUCAACAAUGAGAUGGCCAACCGGAUGUCCCUCUUUUACGCCGAGGCAACCCCGAUGCUGAAAACUCUGAGCAGUGCCACCACCAAGUUUGUCUCGGAGAACAAAACUCUCCCAAUAGAAGACACGACAGACUGUCUGAGCACCAUGGCCUGUGUCUGCCGAGUGAUGCUGGAAACUCCGGAAUAUCGCAGCAGAUUCACUAACACUGAGACUCUCCUCUUCUGCAUGCGGGUAAUGGUGGGAGUCAUCAUCCUCUAUGAUCAUGUCCACCCAGUGGGGGCAUUCACCAAGACCUCCAAAAUAGAUAUGAAAGGAUGCAUCAAGGUUUUGAAGGAGCAGCCCUCCAACAGCACAGAAGGCCUUCUCAAUGCUCUGAGGUACACCACCCGGCACCUCAAUGAUGACACCACUUCGAAGCAGAUCCGGGCUUUGCUGCAAUGAAGCUUCCUGGAACAGCUGUUCACCAGACAGACGCAAGAAACCUCCGGCAGAAAUUUUAAUCUUGACAUGUUGCUAUAAAUAGUCGUCAUAUCCCUCAUUUUGAAAAAAAAAAAUGUUAAAGAAGAGCAGGUGAGAUUGUCAAUAUUAUAUAUAGAGAGAGACAGAACUGCAAUAAAUAUUCCAGCUCCAAGAUGACCCCCGUUCAAUACUGGCCAAAACACAGGGACUAGUCUCUUGUCUCAAGUGGCCGUGCUGUGCUGAUUCCAGCCCCAUCCAUGCUGGGGUGACCAGGCCCCCUGCAUGUCAAGUCUUUUGAGCGUGGAGGAAGAUUUCUUCUGAGCCUUUCUGGGAUCAUAACAUGGAUCUGCAAGGAAGCCGGAUGCCAGGAAAGUGAGAAGGAAGGAUGGCUGGUCUCUUACCCAAGGUGUAAAUAUCCCAUCUGGAAAAGCUUGAUUGAAUGAAUGGGCAUGAGCACCAUCAUUAAGCCUUCAAUUCUGAUUCCAUUCUUAGUGGCUCAGUCACACCUUUUAGAUUUUUAAUAUG